Molecule: messenger RNA, 459 nt
Organism: Orcinus orca (killer whale)
Lineage: Eukaryota; Metazoa; Chordata; Mammalia; Artiodactyla; Delphinidae
Product: mast cell protease 3-like
Biological process (GO): proteolysis
Cellular component (GO): intracellular membrane-bounded organelle; cytoplasm
Molecular function (GO): serine-type endopeptidase activity
Source: RefSeq, a predicted model, not a curated record
AUGCAGAUUCGUGGGCAAAAUCAUCAGGGCCAUGAGGCCAAGCCUCACUCUCGUCCCUACAUGGCGUUUCUUGAGUACCAUGCUUCAGAGAAAAGUUCAUCUGUGGGGGGUCUCCUUGUGCAUGAGGACUUCAUGCUGACAGCAGCUCACUGCUGGGGAAGCUCAAUCAACGUCACCCUGAGGGACCACAACAUCUACCAGCAGGAGAGGACCCAGCAGGUCAUCCUAGUGAGAAGAGCCAUCCUCCACCCAGGCUAUGAUCAUAAUAAGUGGGUCAAUGCUAUCAUGUGACUGCAGGGCGCCUCUGGGGACCCCCUUGUGUGUAACGGCAUGGCCCAGGGCAUCGUCUCCUUUGGAGAAGAGAAUGGGACACCUCCAAAUGUCUACACCAGAGUCUCGAGCUUUCUGUACUGGAUCCAAAAAACAAUGAGCUACUAUAAACUGCAGGGACCAGACUAA